AUACGAGUCUCGUCGAAAUAUCAGAAGAGGAUUCUGCAUUCCCAAUGGCUGAAAAGGGGAGGCACCGUAAGGCUCCAUUUGAGUCUUUGAACUAUCAUAAGAGGAUUCUGGCUUCCACUGCAAAUGGCUGAAAAGGGAAGGCGUCGCGAGGAUGUCACGCUCGACAGGGAUUGAUUAGGGACUAAGUACUUCACCUCGAAGGACAGUAAAUCAUGACACCUCAGCUUAUCCGACUAAACAACUCGAAACACGGAGCAUGUGAGCAUAGGACGAGGACGAAGGAGCUGAGGUCGCUGAACAAGAUAUCCAAUUCUCAGCAGAUUGCAUGUUGCAUGUUAUCAUCAUCUCUUUUUUUUUUUCUUUUUUUUUCUUUUCUUUUUUCUACCCUUCUUGUUCUUCCUCCGCUUCCCUGCGAUUCUCUUCCAGCAAGGUUCACGUGCAACAGUACUAAAAUUAACUGUUGACAAGCAACACAAUCGCAAGAAUGGAGGAAUACGAUGUUGUGAUCAUCGGUGCCGGUGCAUCAGGCAUCAAUGCGGCCUACAAAGUCCAGACAGAGAUGCCAGGCGCCCGCUUCACCGUGCUCGAGUCCCGAGACACCAUCGGCGGGACGUGGAACUUCUUUAAAUACCCCGGACUCCGCUCAGACUCGUAUCUCACAGGCUUUGGCUUCAGAUGGAGGCCCUGGAGCGAGGAGAAGGAGAUCGCAGAUGGUCCGAUGAUCCAGAAAUACCUCGAGGACUCGGUCGCGUGGGCCGGUAUCGAUCAGCAUAUCGAGUUUCAGCACAGGGUGACCGGCACCCACUGGUCGACGCCAGAGAGCAAGUGGACCGUCGAGGUCGAUGUGGAUGGCGGCAGGUCCAAGAAGACGCUGAAGUCGACAUUUCUAUUCACAUGCAGCGGCUACUACGAUUAUCAGACGCCUCUCCAAGCGGCCAUCCCGGGCAUCUCGAGCUUUCAGGGCGAGGUGGUGCACCCCCAAUUCUGGCCUGCGGACCUCGACUACGCCAACAAGCGCGUUGUCAUCAUCGGCUCUGGUGCCACGACCAUCACCAUCUUGCCUGUGCUGGCCAGGACGGCCGCCCAUGUCACGAUGCUCCAAAGGAGUCCCGGCUACGUCAUGCCGCUGCCGUCUGCCCCGGGCCACAUUUUUGCCCUGCGCAGGUGGCUUCCGAAAAGGAUCGCCGACAACAUCAACUUUUGGAAGGAUGUCCUGAUCCAGUCACUCAUCAGGUUCCUCUGCUUGGCCUUCCCCAACUUUGCCCGCAGGCUGUUCAUCAAGAGGAUGGCGAAACAGCUCGAGGGCUCAGGCAUUCCGGUCGACCCUCACUUCACGCCCCGAUAUGACCCCUGGGCUCAACGGCUCUGCGUCUGCCCGGAUGGCGACUUUUACGAUGCACUUAGGCAGCCGAAUACCGACGUUGUGACGGAUCACAUACGGACGGUCACGGCGUCUGGGAUUGUGACAACAUCGGGAAAGACAAUUGAUGCUGACAUCAUCGUGACGGCUACUGGUCUUCGAAUCCUCAUUUUGGGCGGCGUAGAUGUCACUGUGGAUGGACAGAGGGUCAACAUUGGAGAGAGAUUUGCUUGGCGUAAUUUCAUGCUUGAGGGUGUUCCGAACAUGGCGAUGGUGAUUGGGUAUACAAAUAUGUCCUGGACACUUGGCAGUGACUCAUGCCUACGGCUCAUGAUGCGUGUCAUCAAGCACAUGAAGAGUCUCGGUGCUACGGCAGUGAAGCCUGUAGUGGAGAACAGAGAGUCCUUGGUCGCUGAGCCGAUCAUAAGCAUGAAAUCCACGUAUUUUCUGGUGGCACACGACAGGCUGCCCAGGAAGGCCGGCGUCGACCCGUGGGACGAGAGGAAAGGCUACAUACCGGAGUCUUUCCUGGCAUGGUUUGGGUCUAUCAAGACUCUGACGAAGGGUUUGGAGUUCACGGUGCCCGGGCGUGUCAAUGGAAAGGCGGACUGA
This is a messenger RNA of Cryphonectria parasitica EP155, 1972 nucleotides long. Its product is annotated as FAD/NAD(P)-binding domain-containing protein. The coding region runs from base 485 to 1972 and encodes 495 amino acids. The transcript has 3 exons. The record is from RefSeq and is a predicted model, not a curated record. Gene Ontology annotation, molecular function: NADP binding; N,N-dimethylaniline monooxygenase activity; flavin adenine dinucleotide binding. Lineage: Eukaryota; Fungi; Ascomycota; Sordariomycetes; Diaporthales; Cryphonectriaceae.